Messenger RNA from Ricinus communis (castor bean), 4672 nucleotides. RefSeq names its product type I inositol polyphosphate 5-phosphatase 4. Gene Ontology annotation, biological process: phosphatidylinositol dephosphorylation. The transcript is spliced from 14 exons. Gene Ontology annotation, molecular function: phosphatidylinositol-3,4,5-trisphosphate 5-phosphatase activity; inositol-polyphosphate 5-phosphatase activity; phosphatidylinositol-4,5-bisphosphate 5-phosphatase activity. Lineage: Eukaryota; Viridiplantae; Streptophyta; Magnoliopsida; Malpighiales; Euphorbiaceae. The record is from RefSeq and is a predicted model, not a curated record. Bases 1932 to 3608 code for a protein of 558 amino acids.
GUCUCCCACAUGCGUCAUGUGGUAUUAAAGAUUAGUCAAUUAAGAAAAUCAAGAUUUGAGAGCUUAAACCAAGAAAAUUAAUUUGUUCUGGCUAGGUUCAUAUUAGUAACACUUAACAUUAAUACCCUACCCUUGCCAUGACAGAUAGAUGCACAAAACCCUAGGAGAUGGCGUGGGCUGUUGAGGUGCAUUGGGCUAGGGUUGGGGACCCUUCUCGGCCUAACAAGAUCCUAUAUCCAUGUAAAUAAAUGUAGUCCCAUGAGGGGGAACUGAAAGCACAAUAUAUCUUUUUAUGCUUUUAAUCUAUGCAUGAAAACAAGAUUAAACUUUAGAAGACAUCAAAAUAGUAGAGAUUAAAAGCCUAAAAUUGGCAAAAUUGCCUUGUUAUACUUGGACACUAGUCUAGAUUGGGUCAAAAAGAGCCUCUAAAUUGCUUAACAGACCGGCACAUGGACACACUACUAAAAAAGCAACAAACAAGGUUUUUGUGAAGAUAGAUGCAUUUGCUUCCAAAGUUUAUAAUUAAAACUUUGUUUACAUAAAAUCUCCCAGUACCCCAAAAAGAAAUGUAUCUACAUUUCAUAUAUAAAUUGAAGAAAUGAAUAAAUAAAGAUUCUUCAUAUUAAAAAUCCCCUAUUAUCAAAAAACCUAUACACCUUAUUAUACACUAAGACAUGCAUGUCUCAAAGCUCAAAAACCCAGAGUCCCUAACAAAUAAAAUAAUAAAUAAAACAAACAUACCCGACUUGUAUCCUUAAAAGAUAUAUAUAAAGAAGCGAAAGGGAAGCAAAUCCAUUAAUAAACAAACUCUCCAACUUCAAGUCUUCCAUUCUAAACCAAUAUUCUCUUUGUUUCUUGCCUUUCUUUUUUCUUUUUUUCUUUUUCUUCUAACCAUGGAAAGACCAGAUAGAGGAUUGGUGAGGUACAGUAUUAGUAUUUGCUCAAACCUAACUUUGCUGACUGAGUUCUGAGCGAGAAGUGAUAAUAGUAGAAAAGGAGGGCAGUUUCUGUUGGGUAUGACUUUAGACUUUGAACGGAUGAGCUAAGUAGCACCCAUUUGGCUCUUUUCCUCUUCGAGUCCCCAAAAUAAUUUUAAUAAUAAUAAUAAAAGAAAGAUUAAAAAAAGAGAGAGGGGUUUUUGUUGAGUUGGCAUUGGUUUUUGGUUACUUAAAAUUAAAAAGGAGAGAAAGAGAAGAGUUUGUGUGCGUGAGGGAAGCUCUUUAAGUUAAGCUUGCAAAUUGUGCACUUUAUUCUCUUCUUCAAGUUCGAUAAUUUGCUCUCUGUACCCAGAACGAGGUUCUUUUUUUUUUUUUUUUUCUUAUAUAUUUAUGUGUCUCGCCUUCAGAGUUCUCUCUCUCUUCUCUUUUUAUUGUAUCCUACAUUGUCUUGUUUCACUCUCAGAAUCUCAUAGUCUUACUUUCACGCAUCACUUCUCUCUCUCUCUCUCGCCUUGUUUGUUUCUAUUCUUAAUUGCCUCUCUUUCAGUUUCUCAAUCUUUGCCUCAUUUCCUCUGUUUUCUCUGUACUGGACGCAGAACACCUCAACUGGGCAACUGGGUAUCUCUUGGAUUUCAUUUUCUUCUUUAUAAAAUGCCGAGGAACUGGGGCCUUCUUUGUUUCUCAAUUGUUUUCUCUUCAUUACCUGACGGAAUAAGCAUUCUCAUUUGUUCUCUCUCUUCUUCUUCUUCUUCUUCUUCUUCUUCUCUAUAGCUUUAAUCAUUGAGUUUUUUAAUUAUUAUAUUCUAUUUUCUUUUGUUUGGUUUUAGCAUAAAACAGGAGGUCAAGCUUAUUCUUCUCUGUUCCUAGGAAAAAGUCUGUUUCUUGGAUUCUUUCUAUUCUUCACCUUCCUUUCACAUUCUAUUCUGUGCAAGACCCAGAAGGAAUACCAUCUUAGUUAUAAAGUUUUAGGAAGCUAUAUGAAUUUGUGAAACAAUGAGACAUGGGGACUCGAAGAAAAGCAAGCUUUCAUGGCCCAAGAUACUGGUCAAGAAGUGGUUCAAUAUCAAGAGCAAAGCUGAGGAAUUUCAAGCAGAUGAUGUUGUUUAUGGAGGUGGUGAUGAAGAUUGGAGGAGCAACUUCUCAGAGAGAGAAGCAUGCACAAUCAAGAAAAGCAAAACAGAGAGACCCAAUAAGAGGAACUCUGAUCGAGUCCGGCGAAGUAGGAUCGAUUUUGAUGCUGCACAAGUUACUGAUGUUCACAAUUAUAGGAUCUUUGUAGCAACAUGGAAUGUGGCUGGAAAAUCUCCUCCAAGUUAUUUGAAUCUUGAAGAUUGGCUUCAUACCUCUCCUCCUGCUGACAUUUAUGUUCUUGGGUUUCAAGAAAUCGUACCUCUGAAUGCUGGCAAUGUCUUGGGCACAGAAGACAAUGGUCCAGCACGAAAAUGGCUUGCUCUGAUUAGGAAGACUCUAAAUAGUCUUCCUGGUACAAGUGGUGUCUGUCAUACUCCUUCCCCAAUUCCUGAUCCUAUUGUCGAACUGGAUGCAGACUUUGAGGGAUCAACGAGGCAGAAGGCCUCAUCCUUCUUCCAUCGCCGCUCCUUUCAAUCAUUGAGCCGCAGCAUGAGGAUGGAUAAUGACAUGACGAUGCUACAACCUAGACUGGAUCGGCGUUUCAGCGUUUGUGAUAGGGUUAUCUUUGGUCAUAGAGCGAGUGAUUAUGACCCUAAUUUCAAAUGGGGUUCCUCUGAUGAUGAAAAUGGACCUGGGGACUCACCUGGUACCACUCACUAUUCACCAAUUGACUACAGUGGGUCCUUCUCAAUGGAGGACAGAGACAGGCAAAUGGGGCAGUCAAGGUACUGUUUGGUUGCCAGUAAGCAAAUGGUGGGGAUAUUCCUAACAGUAUGGGUAAAGAGUGACCUUAGAGAUGAUGUUCGCAACAUGAAAGUGUCUUGUGUGGGCAGAGGAUUAAUGGGAUAUCUUGGAAACAAGGGUUCAAUUUCAAUUAGCAUGUCAUUGCACAAAACAAGCUUUUGCUUCAUCUGUAGUCAUUUAACAUCUGGGCAGAAGGAGGGAGAUGAGCUGCGGAGGAACUCCGAUGUAAUGGAGAUCCUUAGGAAGACAAGGUUCCCAAGAGUUCGUGGUAUGGGAGAUGAGAAGUCACCUCAAACAAUUCUGGAACACGAUCGAAUUAUAUGGCUAGGGGAUUUAAAUUAUAGGAUUGCCUUGUCUUACCGCAUGGCAAAGGCUCUUGUAGAGAUGCACAACUGGAGAGCAUUAUUAGAGAAUGACCAGCUUCGGAUAGAGCAGAGACGUGGCCGAGUUUUCGAGGGAUGGAAUGAAGGGAAGAUAUAUUUCCCUCCCACAUACAAGUACUCUAAUAAUUCUGAUCGAUAUGCAGGGGAUGACAGGCACCCAAAGGAGAAGCGAAGAACUCCUGCAUGGUGUGAUCGUAUAUUGUGGCAUGGAAGAGGCCUGAACCAGUUAUCUUACGUACGUGGAGAAUCAAGAUUCUCAGAUCAUAGACCAGUUUAUAGCGUAUUUGUGGCUGAGGUUGAGUCCGUAAACUGCAGCCGAAUCAAGAAAAGCAUGAGUUGUUCCAGUUCAAGAAUUGAGGUAGAAGAGCUGCUGCCACACGCACGAGGAUACACUGAGCUAAAUUUCUUUUGAGAGUUGGUAUUCUGAGUCAUGCAUAUUGCCAAUAUGCUCAAGCUAGUUGAAGAAGGAUUGUUUGCGCUACAGCCAAGGAAUCGAACUUGUACACUUCUCUAUAGAAUGCAAAUUACCCAAAAUUCUCAAGCCCUUAGUUUGAGUCCUAGGUGGGCACAGUUGCUACGACACUCUGCCUUGCUGGCGAUGGAGACACUCUGUUGCUUACAAUCCAGUAAAGAUUGCGUAUAUUUUGUCGCUACCCGCAGAUCCGGCGAGAUCCCAGCUUGAGUAUUUUUCACAUUAAAACGUGCUGAUUUGCAAAUAUAGCUGCUGCUCCUGGUUCAGGACGAACGUAGAAAUAAGGGCAACAGUUGCUGAGUUGCCAGAGCUGAUUAAAGGUCAAAAUCACUCACGAUUCAAUUUGUAAAGCAAAUGCAAAUAAAAAAGAAAAAAAAAAAUCAUAGAAAGCUCUUUUUUAUAUUCUCCAAAUUGAGGUAUUAAUCUACAAAAAAGAUUAGUAAAAGAAGUGAGCGAGGGAUAUGAUGGCUACUCAUCACAAAUUUAAAAGAAAAGAGGAGUUAAAAUCCUGAUAUAUAUAUAUAUAUAUAUAUAUAUAUAUAUGAAGCUUCUUUUUCUGUUUCUGCAAAUGAUUUUACUGAAAAGGAAAAGUAGCUUGCUUGAUCAUCUCUAUUGUCAUUUUUAUCUUCCUUCUCAGAACAAGCUGAAAUUAAACAGAACAUAAAAAGAAGGAAAAAAAGAAAGAAAGCAAGAACAAGCUUUUGCUUUCUUAUGCAGCCAUGUCAGGUGGUUCUCCAGGGUGUCCUGCUGUAUAGUAUUUUGAUUUUUGAUUUUUGAUGUCUCUGUCACCGCACCACUAGUUCUGUUGCCAAAGUUUCUUUUAUGGACAAUGGUGCCCCUAUCAGUUUUGUUUUGGUCGAAUUAAGCAUGAAAUGAGAGUCAAACCAGGAUUGUAGAAUUGGUGCUUGGCAGCUCAACUUGCAAGCCACCUGCUAUUUGUACAAUUACGUGUAACUUAUUUACCAACUUACCCUCUGAUUGUCAGAAGCAAGAUAUUUAUGAAA